Molecule: messenger RNA, 3368 nt
Organism: Centropristis striata (black sea bass)
Lineage: Eukaryota; Metazoa; Chordata; Actinopteri; Perciformes; Serranidae
Gene: sec23ip
Product: SEC23 interacting protein
Exons: 18
Coding region: 118-3039 (973 amino acids)
Cellular component (GO): COPII-coated ER to Golgi transport vesicle
Molecular function (GO): metal ion binding; protein binding
Source: RefSeq, a predicted model, not a curated record
GUUGAUGAUUUGUAGAUCGGUGAAAUCUGUGAGGGGGCAGGGAAAAGGCUGUUUGCAGAAGUGAGCGUCUCCUACCUGCCUGCGCCAGUAGUGGCUACGUGUAAUUCUAGAGGAAAAAUGGCAGAUAGAAAGAAUAAUAAUGUCCCCAACACCAGUGCAAAUUUACUUUUCAGCGGCGCUCCGGAGUUUAACUUUAACCUGCCUUUCAUGCCAGUGAGUCAGGCCACUGGUCCGGCGGUGCUGUCAGGAGAUGAUUCCACUGAUGUUGGAGAAGAAGACAGCUUUCUAGGCCAGACCUCUGGGAACGGGCCAGCCCCCUCCACAUUCAACUACUUCUCCAGCCCGGUAACCAGCAGUGACCCGUUCGCCGCCAUCGGCCAGUCGCCAUGCCCGCCGCCAGCGCUGUCAGCAGCACCGACACAACCAGGUCCGGUCUCUGUCCCCAGCUGUGUCAGCAUGGCCCCACCCCCCCAUCCAGGAGCACAAAUGAGCCCUGUUGCUCCUCAAGCGUACGGCAGUUCAGUUUACCAGAGCCCUAUGGGGCGUCACACUCCUCCCCCCACCACCAUGACCCCACCGCCUCCCCAGAUGCAGCAUCAGAGUCAUAAUCCGUACCGACACACCCCCAUCAGCAGCAGAGCCAGUCCGUAUAUUCCAGCUCCGGAAGUCCUGCCACCAACACAUUCACCUCAGCAGAAUCCAUACGCUCUCAGCUCUGCGCCACAGACAUUCCCCAUGCCAGGACCCCCGUUCACAAAGCCUCCUCCCACACAGAUGCCAUCGCCUCCACCUGCAGCCACCACCGCCGGAGCGAUCGUCCCCGCUGGUCCCAUGAUGCAGUACAACUACAACGUCUAUGAGCCUGUUCAGCCUCACUGGUUCUACUGCAAGCUGGUGGAGUCAAAGAGCGUCUGGCUCCCUUUCAGUAUCAUUGACUCCCUUCAGCUGGAGGAGACAUAUAAUUCAGUUCAACCAGACCCAGAGAAUGUGGUCAUUCGUACAGAUGGAGGCCGUUACGACGUGCAGCUGUACGACCGCAUGCGGUCUGCAGUUUACUGGGACGAGGAGCCGACGGAGGUCCGGCGCUGCUCCUGGUUCUACAAAGGGGACACAGACAGUCGCUUUAUUCCUUACUCUGAGGAGUUCAGUGACAAGUUGGAGGCCGAAUAUAAGAAAGCCGUGUCCACCAACCAGUGGCACCGCAGACUGGAGUUCCCAUCAGGAGAGACCAUUGUCAUGCACAAUCCAAAGGUGAUUGUGCAGUUUCAGGCCUCGUCCAUGCCAGACGAGUGGGGCACAACUCAGGACGGGCAGACCAGGCCCAGAGUGGUGAAGAGAGGGAUUGAUGAUGACCAUGAUGAAGUGCCGGAUGGUGAGCUCCCAACGGUGGAUCACCUGGUGUUCAUGGUCCAUGGGAUCGGUCCCGUGUGUGACCUGAGGUUUAGGAGCAUGGUGGAGUGUGUGGACGACUUCCGCAACGUGUCACUGAAGCUGCUGCAAAGUCACUUUAAGAAGCCGGUGGAUGAGCACGCCAUCAGCAGGGUGGAGUUCCUGCCUGUCCAGUGGCACACGGCUCUACACGGAGACGCCACAGGGGUGGACAGGAGGAUCAAGAAGAUUACGUUACCCAGCACUGGACGUUUACGUCACUUUACAAAUGAGACUUUGUUAGAUGUCCUCUUCUACAACAGUCCCACUUACUGCCAGACCAUCAUGGACACAGUUGCCCAAGAGAUUAACAGACUUUACGCCCUGUUCAUGACGAGGAACCCAGACUACAGAGGAGGCACGUCAGUGGCCGGGCACAGCUUAGGUUCUCUGAUUCUCUUUGACCUGUUGUCAAAUCAGAAGAAUGGCUCCUCUGCCCAGGCUGUGCCUAUCGUACCUACUGCUAAUGGAGACACCAAACAGGUGGCAGCCCCCGUUACGCAGGGAAAUAACGCCGUCAGCCCUCCAGCUGUGGAAGAGGAGCCCAAAGAAGAGGGGGAGGAGUUUCAUGAUCUUUCCGCCAUGCUGGAACAUCUGGGCUUGUCUGAGUACAAGAGCACCUUCGAUGAGGAGAAGAUUGAUGAAGAAUCUUUUCUUAUGUGCACUGUUGAGGACCUGAAAGAGAUGGGGAUCCCACUGGGUCCCAGGAAAAAGAUCGCCAAGUUUGUCAAAGAACGAGUGAAUAAGCAGGCUGCACGUCAGGCAGCCCAGGAGAAGAAAGCGGAGGUCAAAGAGGUCAGUCCGGUUGCGGCGCCCGCUCCAGCAGCUGAAGCUCCUCCUGAUCCCUCCGUCAAGAAGCUUCCAGUGGGAAACACCGUCUCCGUCCACGUCGACUACAACUACUUUGAAGUUGGCACUGGACAGGUGUCCGUGGUCUACCACGCUCUGGACUUCGAGCCGAUGAAUUUCUUUGCCCUGGGUUCUCCGAUCGGCAUGUUCCUGACGGUGCGAGGACUGGAAAAGAUUGGAGAGAUGUACCAGCUGCCCACCUGCAAAGGAUUCUUCAAUAUUUACCAUCCGUUGGACCCGGUGGCGUACAGGAUUGAGCCCAUGAUUAUCCCAGACAUGGACUUGAAGCCUGUUUUGGUCCCACAUCACAAAGGGAGGAAGAGGCUUCAUCUGGAGCUGAAGGAGAGUCUCACCAGGAUGGGCUCUGACCUGAAGCAGGGUUUCAUCAGCUCCCUGAGGAGCGCCUGGCAGACGCUCAAUGAUUUCGCUCGCGCUCACACCUCCACCGCCCAGCUUCAGGCCGAGCUGGCCAUGGUAGCCAAUCAGAUCGAAGAACAGGAGCAGCGGGCGCGGGAGGAGCAAAAGAUCCCAGAGGGCCCUGAGCCAACAAAAGAAGAGGAGCCUCAGGUGAAGGUGGGGAUGCUGAACGGAGGGAACCGCAUCGACUACGUGCUGCAGGAGAAACCCAUCGAGAGCUUCAACGAGUACCUGUUCGCCCUCCAGAGUCACCUCUGCUACUGGACGUCUGAAGACACAGCGCUGCUCAUCCUGAAAGAGAUCUACAAGACCAUGGGCGUCCAUCCAGAACAGCUAGCACAUUAAUUCAAUGAUAAUAAGCCUGUUGAAACUUCCCAUUUGAUUUAUUUCAUGUUCGUUUUCCUGGAUUUUGAUUUUUCUAUUAUUUUCUUUUAUUUUCUAUUCAUGUAGUUUAUUGUAUACAGACUAAUAAUACAAGUGUAUUAUGCCAUUUGUCUUAAAUUAAGAAUACAAAUGAGCUUGUAGAUUCAAAGACACUUGACAUGUUUGAUAUUACAUUUUUAUAGUAUAAAUUAUAGAACUGGUCGAGGUUUACGCGACAAUAUGUUUCAUCAAAUCAUAUGAAGAAAUGACUUAAGUGCAGCCUUCUGUACGUUUUAUUUAAUAGCCAAAAA